Messenger RNA from Styela clava, 3045 nucleotides. RefSeq lists its product as uncharacterized. NCBI's taxonomy places the organism in Eukaryota, Metazoa, Chordata, Ascidiacea, Stolidobranchia, Styelidae. Gene Ontology annotation, molecular function: protein binding. The record is from RefSeq and is a predicted model, not a curated record.
AGUAGUUUUUCUUCUAUUUUUCAUUGAACUGCAAAUGGCAAGACGGAGAUUGCAAGCGGCUGUUGCUCUUGGCAAAGAAAUAGAUCUAUCCAACUGGGCGGCAACUCCUCAUUGUGAGGAUGAAGUUAAUUUUUCAAAGAUCGAAAAUGUGAAGAGCCAUGCGCUACCUCUCCUCGACAAAUGGGGAAUCUACAGUCUACAAUACAGCCAUGACGGAAAAUCACUGGCAGUUGGAUUUGGAAACGGAGGGGUUCUGAGCAUCGAUAACGAAACAGGACAUCUACGAGAGCUAAGCCUCGGCCACCAACGAGACGGGCUUGCGAUUAUGGCUCUCUAUCACCACCCUAACAAAGAAAACAUGCUUUUAUCCGCUGGAGCUUCCGGGAACAUCCAUCUUUGGGAUUUAGCCAGUGCUGGCUCGUAUGAACCGGUUGAAACCGUCGUCGAGGACAAUGAAAUUAACGCUCUUGAUUUCAGUCUCGAUGGUUUUGUGUUUGGCACAGUCGGAAGAGAUAGGAAAAUCCGAAUUUAUGACGGAAAGACUUUACAUCUGCUGAAAGAGCUGGAAGGACCUGAGUAUUCUACAACUGAUGAUACAAGUGUCUAUAGCGGACACACCAAGAGGAUCUUUGCCUUGAAAUUUCACCCUGAAGACAACAAUCUCUUCAUCACAGCAGGAUGGGACAAUUGCCUGAAGGUUUGGGACAAACGAAUGGCAAAGAAUUGCAAGAAAUACAUCACUGGUCCUCACAUAUGUGGACCUGCUUUGGAUAUCUGGAAUGAUCAAGUUCUAACUGGGUCUUGGAGAGCUAAAGACGCAUUGCAACUUUGGGAUUUGCGUUGGGAAACAUCGUUGAUUAAAGAUAUUCCGUAUCCACACGAUGAACAUCAUGAAGGUGAAUUCCUUUACUGUUGCCAGUUCGCGUCAGGUGACACCAUCAUUGCUGGAGGGAGCGGAACUAAUAAUGCUUGCGCUAUGUCAAUCAAGUCUUGCGAGGUCCUUGGUACAAUACAGUCACCCAAGCCUAUCAUGGCAUUGGAUAUCCAUCAGAGUGGAGGUCAGUUUGCAGUCGCUGGAAUUGAUGGACAUUUGCAUAUUGGACAACUAGCAUAGGAAGUGGGAUAUAACAUUGGGUGCACAUAUCUGGAUAGUUUGGUUUUCUGAGUUUUUUUUGUCAUGGUUGGUGGUCUAUAUUGGGCCAUCUAGCAGUGAUUAGUAUUGUCUGUGCGUACAUGUCUGAGUAUUUGUUGUAAUGCAUUAGGAUGUUUUUGCUAUUAAUUUACAAUUUCCACCAAUUUAUAAAUUUGUUAUUUUUUUCCAUCCCAAUUUAUCUACUGCUUGACCAUUCUGUCAUGCUUUUUGAAAAGCACCUACUGGUGCCAAUGUAAAUUGCUUGGUUGCAAUCAUCAAUUUUGAGCCUCAUGUUAGUCCUUUCAUUCUGGUAGUAAUCAUAUAUAUUUAAGCCUUGCUCUCUUGGUUCUGUUUGUCAAAUACUUGGGAACACUGUUAUAUGACAUCUUGGAACACUGUUAGUAUAUCACCAUAGUAUCCUUAUACUCAAGCAUUGUCUUUUUCUGUAAUUUGUAGGAACACUUUAUAUGACAUCUUGGAUCAUUGUUGUUAGUUAUUAAGAAUUCAACCAUAGUAUUCAUAUGCUUGAGCAUCUUUCUUUACUAAAAUUCACAGGAACACUGUUUCAUGACAUCUUGGAGCCCUUUCAUCAGAUAUUUUACUACCUCCGUGUCCAUUACUGUUCAAUUUAUGGGAACAUUGUGGUAAAGUGUUAUUAGGCUUGUCCGUAUAUUUUAGCAUUGCUAUCCUGUUUUAUUCAUUUACUUACCAUCGCUAGUGUUCCUCCUAUCUGUAAAUCCGUUCCAAAAUUAUUCAAAAAAUUGCAAAAUUUACUACAUUACCUUGAAAUUCUAGAUUUUACCUCAAAUUCUUCAAAACUGUAAUUUCUUUUUAAAAAUCGUUUCCAGUGAAUAUUUUAAGUAUAUUUUUGUAUUUGUAAAGUGUUACUGUGUUCUAUAUUUGCUGUGCAUAUUAUAUAUAAUUCUAAAUUGUUGUCCACUGAAAAUACUGUUGCAAAAAAAUAUUGUGUAGUUUAGGUAUCAAGUUAAGGCACCAACUGUAUCUGUAUGCCUUCUGUGAGAAGCCUUUUCCCUGCUUAAGGUCAAGCAAAAACUGUUAUGUAGUGAGCCACAAUAUAAUUGUAUAACUCUGACCACUGAAAAUUCUGCAAAAAUGAGGUGAAUUUCAACGGAAGUUUCUUUUUACUUUUAAUAUAUUUUGUAUUUGUAAAGUGUUACUGUGGUUAUAGAUUUGCUGUGUAUAUUAUUAGUUUGAUAAUUCCAUAUCUCUGUCUGUGACCAUUACGUCCACUGAAAAAUCUGUUGCAAAAACUCAUUGUGUAGUUUUAGAAUCGAAUUGAGUUAGGUUCACUUAGUGGGAUAUUCAGAAACUAACAUGCAGGGGCAUCUAUAAUAUAAUCGUACAUCUCUGUCUAACGAAAUAAAAAUAAUUUGCAAAAUAUCGAGAAGGAAACAGUAGUAUUAGUCAUUUUGUGAUUUAGGCCACAAUGCCGCCAUCGGUGUUAUAUAUGCGCUUCCAAGAUAUGUUUUCUCUCUGAAUAAGACAAAAGGUAAUCUCCAACUAAUAUUUAGGGACCUAUAAAAUAAUUGUGCAACUCUAGACACUGAGAAUUCUCCUGCAAAAAUCAUUGUGAUAUUGGAUUUGCAAUACUCAAAUACAUUUUACACCCACUGUAUACUGAGAUUUUUUGUAAUAUAUAUAUUAGGUAUAUGUGUUAGCCCUGUGCUUUUGUUAUGUAUUAUGUGACACCAUUAUGCCACUUUUCAGUUAGUUUUUCCAACCCAUCCCAAUCAAAAUCUGAAAAAUUCCAUUUGAUACAAAAACUUGCCAGAAAUUUGAAAAAAAAAGAAUCUUCCUAGUUUUCAUUUAUAUUUGUCCUUAGUGCCUUAUGGUGUUUUAGUUGUAGAAGUUUGUAGAUUUAUAUUAUUUUGUACUUAAUACAUGUUUCUGAG